This is a messenger RNA of Stegastes partitus (bicolor damselfish), 606 nucleotides long. The record is from RefSeq and is a predicted model, not a curated record. NCBI's taxonomy places the organism in Eukaryota, Metazoa, Chordata, Actinopteri, Pomacentridae.
AUGCCACAAAAGAGCCAGCAACGCAAAUACGUCUCUCGCGGCGAGGCACGGCGUGAGGAAGCCGAGCAGGAACUCUGCUCACUUGGUAACCAGGACCAAAUUAAGGAAAAGAAGCUGCACAAUAAAGAGGCGGUGGAUGACAAGGAGCAGCUUUACAAGGAAGUCCUCCGCAGCCGCAAGGAGGAAAGGUCCAAGUGGAAGGAGCAUAAGAAGAACACGGAGAAACCGCUGGAGUCCAGCCCCGUGGAGGUGAAGGUCUCCACAGAGAACAAAAAGUCUCCCCUGGUGGCCAAAGAAGACGAAGACCUCCAGACAGAGCAGCUGGACCAACCCAAGCUGGAGACAGCUGACGUCAAAAGGCUGCAAGACCUGGAGCAGAUGAACAAAACCCUCCAGGAAGAAAAGGCACUUCUGAAAAAGGAAAAGAAAGAAAUGCAGGCAAAAAUGGAAAACCUCGAGAGGCAGAAUCAGGACCUGGAGAUGAAAAAGGACCUGAUAGAGGAAGAGUUGGCAAACCUGCAGCAGGGAGGCAGGGCGUUUCGAGAGGUGCCCAAAGAAACUCGCAGGGUGAUCAUGGAACUGCGGGAAGCCAACAAGGAAAUCUAG